UGUGUGUGCUCCUCCACAGAGGGUGAGAAUGGAAAUGUGAUCGAAAAGGUAAAAGAAGUAACGGAAAUACAAAGGAAGGAAGAGAAAGUCUCGGGUCCUCGCUGUCGGCGCAGGAAUCACACACCAGAAACAUUUUUCGCGCAAACUUGCUGAGAGUUGUCCUUACCGGCGCGCGGACUGAGAGCUCGAGGUGGGAACAAGCGAGAAAAAAAAAAAUCUCCCGCUUCCCUCGCGCUGGCGGCCCGGGAAUCACGCGCCAUUGAAGGGGGGUGAUAUUGUGCAUGCGCUUUGGCUCCACUGCGUGCACGCUCGGGUCGGUCGAUGCGAGCACAGUGGCGUGGCUUUCGGCCUCCAUUUGCCAGUUUGUGUUUAUGUUCGAGGGAUUCAACGAGGCCCCUUUCAGCGGCGACGACGACGACGUGCAACAGUUGGAGGUUUACCGUGAACAAUAUUAUCACGUCGCUCCGGUGGGCCACGAGGGAUUCAACCGACGCUGAAAGGUAUCAAAUGAGGUGGAACGACGACAGCCGCUGGUGAUGCCGGCUACAGACUCUGAACUCGCAUCCAUGGAGGUCCCUCAUGCUGUGGAGGAUGAGAAGGGGAGCUUGACUAACGUCCCCUCCUCAGCUCCUCCUACUACCAUCCCUGCUUCAAUGCCUCCUUUUCCUGCUGCUGUGACUAAUUUCACUGGUGAGACAGUGAUUGAGAACAGAGCAGUCUCUAUGGCAAGUAAUGACUGCAGCUCGGCUCUCUCUUCACCAGCGGAAGCUAGCCCAGCUAAGCCUGUUGUAGCAUCACCUACUAUGUUUGAAGGGACUGCUGAAACAAGCCCAGCUACCUCACAUAUAACAUCAGCGUCAGACUCGUUAAAAUGCACAGGGACAAGUCUUGUCAACGUUUCAGAAUCACAACCGUUGUCGUCCGUGUUGCCAUCUACCACGUUUGGCAGUCCAGACCUGGGAAAUGACAUUUCUGCUGUGCUGACCUUCAAAGGUGUCACUGUCACUCUGGAGAAUAACAGUGUGUGGAGGCAGUUCCACAGCUGUGGAACUGAGAUGAUUCUCACUAAACAGGGGCGCCGCAUGUUCCCUUACUGCCGAUAUCGCCUGGCUGGCCUAGUUCCUGAGCGCAAGUACAGUCUGGUCCUGUCCAUAGUUCCAUCUGACCAGUACAAGUACCGCUGGAACAGAUCCAAAUGGGAGGUCAACGGACCAGCCGAACACCAGACCCAGGGUCUGGUCCGGGCCUUUUCCCACCAUUACUCGCCGUGCAAAGGCUCGGAGUGGAUGGGUGGCUUGGUGUCUUUCUAUAAACUGAAACUGACCAAUAAUUCCCAAGACCAGGACGGACAUAUGAUCCUACUCUCCAUGCAUCGGUACAUUCCCAGGCUACAUGUGAUACCUGUCCCAGAUGGGGUCGUAACCACAUCUGACCAGCCUGUGGUUAUGGGGGCUGAAAGCAUGACCUUUACUUUUCCACAAACUGAAUUUAUGGCUGUGACGACUUAUCAGAACUUUCGGAUCACGCAGCUGAAGAUUAAUCACAACCCGUUUGCAAAAGGCUUUAGGGAGGACGGGAACAACUCCCGCCUAAACAGGGUCACAACAGAGGCUCAGCCUGCAGUGAAGACAGACACCCAGUCGCCUGUUUUAAAACAAAAUGAGAGCAAAGAAGAGGCUGUAGAUCUGAGCACGAAGAACCACACCGUCCCUGCUUCUCUCUCAAAUGCAGAAGACAUUAUACUGGUCCUGAAGCCCAUAAUGUCUCCACCUGCCACAAAGAAAGAACUCUAUGUCCCCUGUUUAAGAGGCAAGCAUGCCCUUGGUGAGCUUGUUCUUGUCCAAAAACGUCCACUCGUGGAACCUAAGGAAGAAAAUCACACCGUCAGUUUAGCCCCUAAGUUGCAGGAAGGCUUCAAAGAAAUGCCUAAAGCAGUACCCAUAACUCCUACGGCCUCAAUGUCUAUGCCGACAUCAUUACCCAGGAACCGCAAGAGAAGGAAGAGGAUGAAGAGACGUUGGGCAAAUUCCCACAGAAGAUUUUGGAAAACCGCUGCCCCUCCCACAGUAGUCCACAGCCCAUCGCUGACUGUCUCUUUGCAACCAGAGCUGGAUGAUGUAGAGGGCUUGCUGUUUGUGUCAUUCACCUCAAAGGAAGCUCUUGACGUUCAUGUCAGGAACAAGCCAGCCAAUAGCCCAGCAUCAGUAUCUCCAGGUUCCCUGACGACUCAGAAGCAACUGAAGCAAACAGCUGAGGUGAUGCCAGAGACUGAUGAGGAGAAGAUAGCCCGCUCGGAGGCUGUCCUGCUGCAGGACCUCAGACUUCUCAAGCACAGACAGGUCAUCCAUCCUGUGCUGCAGGCAGUGGGCUUGAAGUUGAGCUCUGUAGACGCCACUAAGUCCAUUGACCUGCAGUAUCUGGGGGUUCAUCUGCCACUGCCUCCAGCCAACCUGCCAGAACAAGGCAAUGCCACGGCUCUGUCUCUUGGCGAUAAGGGAUUACCCUUCAUCUCCAGGACAGGGAAGACAAGCGACAUGACAAAAAUAAAAGGAUGGAAAAACAAGUUCAUAAAAAGCAAAGAAACGUCUCCUUCUAACUGUGAUGGAUUACAGAAGAACCUAUCUGCCUUCUGCAGCAACAUGUUGGAUGAGUACUUGGAAAGCGAAGCUCAGCAAAUCAGUGAGCGGGCUGCUGCCUUCUCCACAAACCCAGAGGGCUCAGUGGCCUAUCAGCUGCCCGCUAAAAGCUCCAGCUACGUGAAGACCCUGGACAGCGUACUCAAGCAUCGAAACGCUGCUUCCAAAUUCCCAGUGGGGGCCAAUAGACCUUGUCCCCUUUCCCACAAACCCCUCCUCUACUCGGCCCUGACAUCACCGGCUCCUCCCCUGGCCAGCCCUGCAACCCCUGUUCAAGCAGAGGCUCAGUCCAUGCAGCAGUCAGCAUCUUCACUUACGCGGCCGGGAGCUUCAUGGACAAUUGAUGCAAAUGGUGCUUUGGGGUCUAGUUACAAUAGUGCUGUUUCACAGAGAUCAUCUACUCACCACCCAGGGGUCAACCCGAGACCAGCAAUGAGCUUUGGGCAGAACCAAGGGACGGCACACAAACCUUCAGGCCUCUAUAAGUUCCAGUGCAAACUGUUUCAGAUGGAGACUGGAGCCCUGAACCAGGGUCUGAACAGAACACAGCUGACCCCAGACAGACUGUCUGUGGCUCUGUCUGUAAUCCUGACAAAAGAGAUGCAGCCCAAGCAUAUCUCGAAGGUGUUACAGUAUCCUAACUAUAAAGCUAGUACACCUGAAUGUGGCCAGGAGUUCUGCAGACUGGGCUGUGUGUGUUCCAGUCUCCAUCAUGUGAACAGAGGUCCUCUCCACUGCCGGCGGCCUGAAUGCAUGUUUGGCUGUGCCUGCUUCAAACGUAAGAUCACAAAGCAGAUUUCCGUGGGAGAGAGUGAACAACAAGGCCAACCUUUGUACUCCAUGACUAAUACAGAACAUGCGGUCCAGCCUCGCCCGGGCUCCCAUGCAAAAAAACUGUGGAACUACAACAUUCAUGAUGUGGAUCCAGAGCCGCUCUCGGUCCCCAAAAUUCCUCAGUGUUUUGUCCCGCCGAAGGCCCUAAAACACAACAGCGUGCCACGUCCAACGCCACCGAUACGAGAGGAGGACAAGGAUCCAGUGUAUAGAUACUUGGAGAGCAUGAUGACAUGUGCACGUGUUAGAGAGUUCAACAGCAAGCCUCCUCCUGAAGUUACCAUAGAGCCAAAGAUCCUUGAGCUGCAGAAGACGACCACUGACAACCUGCCGAGACACUACCACGGUACUAUAAAGACUCUUAAUAAAGCAGCAGAGAAGACCUGUCAGGAAUCCACAGCCAGUGAAACAGAAGCAAGGAAGCAAAUUCAGAUCCAGUCAGCAUGUCAGUGGGACAAGGACCACAAAAUGGUCCUGGAAGCUUUAUGUCAACGCAUGAAUCAGAAUAGGCUGUCUCAGCGUUUCUCCAUUGGACCCUACCGCAUCUGCCCAGUUGCCAAGAUCUUCAUGCAGAAGCCAAGCGGCUCCAUCGUCACCUACAGGGUACGCAUCAGUAAACCAUCAAAAGCCAGUGAUGACGAGGACGAAGAAUUCGAUGACAGCGAUGAGGAAAAUCUUGCCAAUGAAAGCCUUGAUGAAGGCAUCAACACAGAGGAGGAGGAAGAUGGUCAAACUGAACAGUCAGAGAUGCAGUUUGGAGUCACACCCUUCCUGGGUGGAGUUUUACCUGCCGGCAGACUGAGAGCCAGGACCAAACCUGUUGGUUGCCAAGCAUAUGGACUAAUACAGGUAAAUGGCAAAUCCUACAAUCAGGCCAGACUGUUGCUGGGGAACAUGGGAUCUCUGCAUCCAGCUAACCGCCUCGCAGCUUAUGUCACAGGCCGACUGCACACUCCCGUCGACGUUUCUCGUAAAGACGCUCAGAAACCAGACCCUACGAAGAAAAACAACACUCCGGGUACUCUGCACACAAAAGCUGCAGGCACAGUAGUCCCUUCAAUUAUCACUGCAAGGAGAACCACGGUUUCGAAGACACCACCAGUUCAAUUCCAGCCCGACUCUCAGAGAAAAGGAUCCAUCACCUUGCCGCAGCGUUCACAAAACUCCUCCACCAUUAGCUCCAUCCAGUCAUUUGUCUCGAGCCAGCGCAGCUCGGUCAGUCCCUUCCAGAGCAGCUCCACGUCCUCGCCUGUCUCUCUCACCGUCUCCCCCUCACUGAAAACCCCCAGCUUCCUGGGACAGAGCGGGACCUAUUCAUUCCGGAUCUUCCCUCCAGCCAACCAGAGCACCAGAAACCAGAAGCUACCAGGAGUUACCUUACCAGGGGGCUUCACCCUCAUUCAGCUCCCAAAGCACGGAGCUGAUAGAGCUACGCAACAAUCAGAAACUGUAAACACUACAAAAAUGGCCAGUAUGGAUAAAGCCCCACCACAAGCAGCUGUUCUGGAUGCAAAUUUGCCAGGUUUGGACACUCUUAAUGAAGGUAAAGACCAAUCAAGCAGCAGAUCGGUGGAGCCUGGCUCCUCACCUGAGCUAACGUGUGACGAGAAGAUGCCUUCAGAUGAGAGUGAUGAAGCCAAUGGCAAGCAGGUGGAGCCAAACCUGGAUAUCACUUCAGAAGGCUUAAGCUCCGACUCCUCAGACUACUGUGGGGCGGGUGACGAAGAUGAGGAGUCAGUGGACGUUGAGACUGUAGAGGAAGUAAAACAAGAAAUGGCCAUCGCAAAAAUGAAGGAAGCCAUUAUGAAGGCAUUACGGGAGUCACGUGAUUCCAGUGAUGAUUUUGGAUCAGCGAGGGAACUCAACAUCCAGGACACUGAACACAAUGAAUCUAAGGACAAGAGGCGAAAGAACCACACAGUGCUAGAAAGGCAAAGGCGCUCUGAACAGCGGGACCUCUUCGACAAACUCCAGACUGUCCUUCACAGUGACCCCAGGGCCCCCAGGCUCCGUCUCCUCUCACUGGCUCUAAAGGAAAUCCAGAACCUGGUUCAGACCUCCAAAUGUCUGGAGGAGGAGAAGAAGAGCCUGACUCAGAUGCAGUCUGUCUAUUUGAAGGAGCUUUCGCUUUUGUCUGGGAAGUCAGAGGUGCAGAUUAAACACAAGCUGAGAGACAUCUUCAAGAGGCAGAAAAUGAGAGAGAAGACAAUGAACUGGAGGCCUUUCUUUUCCCACCUGCUCGAGUCCAAAGCUGCUCUCGUGCAACUCACCACUCCCCAGUCCAAGUCUGAGAACCAGCAGGAGGCACCUGGAACCUCAUCCACAUCCCCAUUGCCUAAUGCCCAAAGCUCCACUGCUUGCGCUCCACAGCCCUUUGCUCUUCCUCUGUUUCGCUCUAAGACUGGCAGAAUCAUACUUCCCUCAUCUCUCAGACCAACCGGUCAAGGCUUCUAUACACUCAUGCUUGUGAAAGCCAAUCAGAAGGAAGAGGGUAAGGUUAGUAUUUCAGCUAAUUUGCAGAAUAACCAGGCGAAGGGAUUCUCUGCACCUGCCCACCCUUCAGGCACAGAACACAGGAAGGUUUUGGAGGAGGACAAAACUGCGUCUUCAGAUUCUGAUCCAAAGCCCCCGGCUGAGCAUGCUCUCCUUAACAAAUCAAUCCAUGUGCCUUCAGGGACUGUGAAAGCUGAGGAGAACAGCCAGGAGGGGGGCACAGUGGGGGGUUUGAACAAAACACUGGAAGCUGUGCAUCAUAGACGUAGUUCUGUCAAGGGAGAGACCGACCCUAACCCACCUGUAGUCCACCAUCGCAGGGGCAGGCUUCGGAAGAACCCUGCCCCCCCUGUUGGUGAAAAGGAAAAACUUACUGUGGUAGAAGAGACCAAGAAAAGUCUUAGUGAAAGUGAAAUAUCUGUUGUGAUUGAAAAGGAACAAGCUAAGGUCACCCCAGGAAUGGUCAGUGAUGUAGCAGAUAACCCUGUACCGGUGAAAAGAGGCAGAGGAAGGCCUCCGAAGAAGAAGAAGAAGUUAGCACACCUGUGGAGUCCAGUUGCACGAGGAGGAAGUAGCCCAUCUAAAUCCAACGAGGACAGCCCUGUCAGAAUGUCUCUCCGUUUUAAAAGCCCUGACAUUAAACCCAAGGCGAGCCCUGCAGCACCCACCUCGGUUGGAGGUAUAAAUGCAUCACGGCCAUUAACGCGAGGUGCUUUAGGUAAGGACUUCCCCAGUGCCAAGAAACGCUCCUGGAUCGAUAUAGAAAAGGAACUGGAACCAGAGCCGGAAUUUGAAUAGUUCUCUUAUCUUCCUGUAGCUACAGAAAACCAAUGCACAAGGUCAUUUAACCUCAGUUAGUCUCACACUGAAACCUCAAACCUCUCUGAGGCAGCUCCCUCUGUCCUAGCAUCGUCCACCCAGUCUUACUUAUUCAGAGGAGCUUCUUUCUCCUGCUUCUCUGUUUGUUAGUUAGUGUGAACGAGUUGCAUAGGUCAUUGAACGCCUCACCAAAUGUGCCUGUGUGUAAAUCCAAAGGACCAGAGACACCGUUAACACUUGAUGCUGCUCUUUUCUCUAUAUGUUCUCAGUGGACUUCUUUCAUACUAUAGAGACAGGCUGUUUUCUGGUAUAAAGAAUAUAAGAGAAAGCAUUAAGUUACCUGCUGAAUGUAUGAAUGAAAUUAAUGGUAACUCCCGCAAUAAUCUUUUGAUGUUCUCUAAGGUACAGUUCCUCUAUGAAUGUCACCUACACGUUUAUUUCUCAUCAAAAACAUAUUAAGAUUUAUUCAAAUGAUGCUUUUGUUGAAGUCAUUUAUUACUAAUCUAUCUUAUGCAAAUGAUAAUAAGACUGUACAGGUUACAUAAAUUCAAUAUGGUAAGCCUUACAGUGUAAUUUAAAUAUCUGUAUCCUUAAUAGGAUCAGGCAAUAACACUGCAUCAUUAACUGUGUGAAAUGUAAAUGUUAACAUACGUCUUUUCCGUUUUUCCUAAGACCUGGGUUGAUGCAUAUUUCCUCUUUAGAUUUGUUUUUGUCACUAACUCGGUGAAAAUCAUCUGUAGUAGCACUUUAUUCAUUUUUUCAUCAUAUAAAUAUCUGGUUUGUAUAGUAGCAGUAAUGGAUCUGUAUUUUGGGGAGUUAGUUCAUUAAUAUGCAUAAGCCUGAUGUGUCACGAGCAAUCAAGAUAAAAGCUAUUAGCCAUGGACUGUAUCUAUAAAAAAAAUAUAGCUGUAAAUAUUGUAUUUCUUUUUUAAUUGCAGUAUAUUUUUCCCAUGGAUGAUUUUUGAAACACUGGUUGUCCUGUUACUUCUGUUAAGUUGAAAAUGUGAAAAAUCACGUGGCCUUUAAAAUCAAUAAAAUGUAUAUGCAUUUAUCAUGGCACACUGUUCCUCUACAACAACAACAGUUACCUUG
Molecule: messenger RNA, 7874 nt
Organism: Toxotes jaculatrix (banded archerfish)
Lineage: Eukaryota; Metazoa; Chordata; Actinopteri; Toxotidae
Gene: magl
Product: MAX dimerization protein MGA-like
Exons: 22
Coding region: 537-6761 (2074 amino acids)
Biological process (GO): positive regulation of DNA-templated transcription; cell fate specification; regulation of transcription by RNA polymerase II
Cellular component (GO): nucleus
Molecular function (GO): DNA-binding transcription factor activity, RNA polymerase II-specific; protein dimerization activity; RNA polymerase II cis-regulatory region sequence-specific DNA binding
Source: RefSeq, a predicted model, not a curated record